ACCCCUCAACAUUCCUCCCCCCUUCUCUCCUGUAUCUCUCCUAUCAAGGACGUGGAGAGUCGAAACAGGUCUGCUCCUGCCCAACUAUCUACAUCCCAAGAAGUGGUCAAUUGUUCGGUUCGGGUCCUCCGCCACAUCAAUCACAAUGGUUCAGUCCGCCAUCCUCGGUUUCCCUCGCAUGGGAGUCAACCGUGACCUGAAGAAGGCUACCGAGGCUUACUGGGGCGGCAAGAUCUCUCAGGAUGAGCUCCUCGCCGAGGCCAAGAGGUUGAGGCUCGCCCACUGGAAGAUCCAGAAGGAUGCUGGCGUCGACCUCAUCCCCUCCAACGAUUUCGCCCUGUACGACCAGGUCCUCAGCCACAUUCAGGACUUUGGUGCCGUCCCUGAGCGCUACUCCAGCGCCGGCCUGAACACCGUUGAUGAGUACUUUGCUAUGGGUCGUGGUCACCAGAAGGAUGGCGUCGACGUCCCCUCCCUGGAGAUGGUCAAGUGGUUUGACUCCAACUACCACUACGUCAAGCCCACCCUGCAGGACAACCAGAGCUUCAAGCUGGCUGCCAAGCCCAAGGCCGUCGCUGAGUUCCUCGAGGCCAAGGAGGCUGGCAUCGCCACCCGUCCCGUCCUCGUUGGUCCCGUCUCCUUCUUGCACCUCGGCAAGGCCGACCGUGGCCAAUCCGUGAACCCCAUCGACCUGCUCGAGAAGCUCCUGCCCGUCUACGAGGAGCUCCUCGCCAAGCUGAAGCAGGCUGGUGCCAACACGGUCCAGAUCGACGAGCCCGUCCUUGUCCUGGACCUGCCCGCCAAGACCAAGACCGCCUUCAAGACCGCCUACCAGAAGUUCGCCGGCCUGGGUGACAAGAUCCCCCAGCUCGUCUUCACUACUUACUUUGGUGACAUCGUCCACAACUUGGAGGCUGUGCCCAAGGAUGUGUACGCUGUCCACAUCGACCUUGUCCGCAACCCCGAGCAGCUGGACACCGUCAUUAAUGCCCUCGGUCCCAAGACCAUCCUGUCUGCUGGUGUCGUUGACGGCCGCAACAUCUGGAAGACGAACUUCAAGCGUGCCAUCGAGAAGGUCGAGGCCGCUACCCAGAAGCUGGGUGCUGAGCGCGUGAUUGUCGCCACCUCGUCCUCCCUCCUGCACACCCCCCACACCCUGGCCAGCGAGAAGAAGCUGGACCCCGAGAUUGCCGACUGGUUCUCCUUCGCCAGCGAGAAGGCCGUCGAGCUGGCUGUCAUUGCCAAGGCUGUCACCGAGGGCCCUGCUUCCGUUCGCGAGCAGCUUGAGGCCAAUGCCAAGUCCGUCCAGGCCCGUGCCACCUCCGAGCGCACCAACGACCCUACUGUCAAGGAGCGCCAGGCUAAGAUUGCUGCUUCUGACUACGACCGCAAGUCCGACUUCACCUCGCGUAUCGCUCAGCAGGAGAAGAAGCUCAACCUCCCCCUGUUCCCUACCACCACUAUUGGUUCGUUCCCCCAGACCAAGGAGAUCCGCCAGCAGCGUGCCAAGUUCACCAAGGGCGAAAUCUCUGCUGCCGAGUACGAGAAGUUCAUCGAGAAGGAGAUUGAGGACAACGUCAAGAUCCAGGAGGAGCUUGGCCUCGACGUGUUCGUGCACGGUGAGCCUGAGCGUAACGACAUGGUGCAGUUCUUCGGCGAGCAGCUGAAGGGCUACACCUUCACCACCCACGCCUGGGUCCAGAGCUACGGUUCCCGUUGCGUGCGUCCCCCUAUCAUCGUCGGUGACGUCUCUCGUCCCGCCUCCAUGACCGUCAAGGAGUCCAAGUACGCUGUGUCUGUCUCCAAGAAGCCCAUGAAGGGUAUGUUGACUGGACCCGUCACUUGCCUGCGGUGGUCUUUCCCUCGUGACGACGUCCACCAGUCUGUUCAGGCCGAGCAGCUGGCUCUGGCCCUCCGUGACGAGGUCGUCGACCUCGAGAAGGCCGGCAUCGACGUCAUCCAGGUCGAUGAGCCUGCCCUCCGUGAGGGUCUCCCUCUGCGCGCCGGUAAGGAGCGUGAGGCCUACCUGGACUGGGCCGUCAAGGCCUUCCGCCUGUCCACCACUGGCGUGGAGGAUGCCACCCAGAUCCACUCUCACUUCUGCUACUCCGAGUUCCAGGACUUCUUCCACGCCAUCGCGGCUCUGGAUGCCGAUGUCCUGUCCAUCGAGAACAGCAAGUCUGACGCCAAGCUGCUGACAGUCUUCGUCGACUCUCAGUACCCCCGUCACAUCGGUCCUGGAGUCUAUGACAUCCACUCUCCCCGUGUUCCCAGCGAGCAGGAGAUCAAGGACCGCAUUGAGGAGAUGCUGCAGUACCUGCGCCCUGAGCAGCUCUGGAUCAACCCUGACUGUGGUCUGAAGACCCGUCAGUGGAAGGAGACCAAGGAGGCUCUUCUCAACAUGGUCAGCGCUGCCAAGCAUUUCCGUGCCAAGUACGCGAAGUAAACCAGUUCAACACACAAAGUCCGCCCUCUCGAGGCGGACAGCCGUCACAAGGCAUAACACACAAACCUUGUUGACACUGAUCAUUCCAUCGGGUCGUUCUCGACGAACGACCUUGACGAAUUCAACAUCGGCGUUUUAGGUUCAAGCCAUGGUAACUAGCGAGUUUUUGUCUUUUGUUUUUUGUCAACCAAAAAAGAGGCAUUCUUGGGCAGAAAGGGAGAUCCGGCGUCACAUUCAACAUAUACCCAUUAAGCAUGGUUGGGAAAAGGUGGUGUGUGUGGUUCGGAAUCAUAAGAUAGGUUACCCUCAACGGGACUAUCGUGGGCAAUAAUCAUCUUCGGGAUGAUAUCGAGUUUAAACCAACAAAAACAAAAAAAACUCGUCGGCGUUGGGAAAUAUGAUGAUUAAUUUUGAUCGCAAUAACAUGCACUGCGGUGAUUGUCAUCUUGCUCGCUUGUUAGGCACUGAUGAUGGAUCAUGUUUGAUGUGCGUACAUCUCUAUGUAGUUGUCUUGGGAACGAGAAUGAGAGCAAUUUGCGCUUGAAAAAGAGAAUAGUCUCACUUA
Molecule: messenger RNA, 3011 nt
Organism: Cryphonectria parasitica EP155
Lineage: Eukaryota; Fungi; Ascomycota; Sordariomycetes; Diaporthales; Cryphonectriaceae
Exons: 4
Coding region: 146-2446 (766 amino acids)
Molecular function (GO): 5-methyltetrahydropteroyltriglutamate-homocysteine S-methyltransferase activity; zinc ion binding
Source: RefSeq, a predicted model, not a curated record